This is a messenger RNA of Exophiala bonariae, 1239 nucleotides long. RefSeq lists its product as uncharacterized. Lineage: Eukaryota; Fungi; Ascomycota; Eurotiomycetes; Chaetothyriales; Herpotrichiellaceae. Gene Ontology annotation, molecular function: hydrolase activity, acting on carbon-nitrogen (but not peptide) bonds, in linear amidines. The transcript has 2 exons. The record is from RefSeq and is a predicted model, not a curated record. Bases 1 to 1239 code for a protein of 412 amino acids.
AUGGGGAGCAUCAACACUGGUCCUCAAUCAGACUCCGGCUUUGCUGGUCUGAAGACGAAUGCUAAACGCUUGAAUGACAGCCUGCAAUACUCAUGUCAAUGGGGUGCUACCAACGAUGGAGGCAUGCAUAGAUUAGCAUGUGAUGAUCAGGAUCGACUUGUACGGGAGUGGUUUAUUGCCGAGACAACCAAAUGUGGGUGUUCACACAAAAUCGAUGCCAUGGGAAAUAUCUUUGCUAUUCGGCCAGGCGAAAACAACAACAUACCUCCAAUUGGCCUGGGAUCGCAUCUGGAUACGCAACCCACAGGUGGUAGGUAUGAUGGUAUCUUGGGAGUGCUCUGUGCGAUGGAGGUUUUGAGAGUGAUUCAUGAGGCAAAUGUCACGACUUACGCACCUAUUGCUGUGGUGAACUGGACCAACGAGGAGGGCGCGAUUUUCCCUCCAGCAAUGCUAGGCUCAGGCGUGUGGGCAGGACAGUUUACCCUCGAGCACGGUCAUAGUCGGAAAAGUAUUGAGGGCAAAACAAUGGCAAAGGAAUUAGAGAGAAUCGGGUAUUUAGGCUCAACACCUUGUUCUAGCCAAGAGAACCCCCUCUCGGCUCACUUCGAAGUGCACAUCGAGCAAGGCACAAUCCUGGAUCGUGCAGAAAAGGCAGUGGGAAUAGUGACAGGCGCUCAAACUGUCCGGUGGUUCCGUCUAACCCUCACUGGACGAGCAGAACACACAGGCGGUACCCCAAUGGACAACCGUAGUGAUGCACUACUCGCAGCUGCAAAGGUGAUCGUGGAAGUGAACAAGACUGCCAUUGAACACGGCGCUCGUGCAACUGUUUCGACAGCCAAAUCGUCUCCGCAAAGCAUGAACACAAUAGCGGGGACUGUGGAACUCAGUCUCGAUCUGCGCGCUCCCACGGACCAGGAGAUGGAUGAAUUGGAACAGUCGCUGAAGCAUGCCUUUGAUGCAAUCAAUGCAGAACAUGGUACGAGUCUUGCUAUGGACGUUGUUUGGGAUUCCAAAGCGACACAUUUCGACUCGGAAAUGGUGGAGUGUGUACGUCAGUCAGCCAAAGAAAUUGGCUGUUCUCAUGAGAUGACCAGUUUCAUCGGACACGACAGUGUAUAUACUUCCAAAGUCGUUCCGACAGCGAUGAUUUUCGCACGUUGCAAGGAUGGAAUCAGUCACAAUCCCGCCGAGUACACUCGACCAGAAGAGUAUGCUCAAAACUUGGCUCGUUCUUGA